AUGUGCUUUCUAGCUCCUGAGUUUCCUAUUGUGGAGAAACAGAAUUGGCUGAUCCAUCUCCACUAUAUCCGGAAGGAUUAUGAAGCAUGCAAGGCUGUGAUUCGAGAACAGCUUCAGGAGACUCAGGGGUUAUGUGAAUAUGCUAUCUAUGUCCAAGCACUGAUUUUCCGCCUGGAAGGAAAUAUCCAAGAAUCCCUAGAACUCUUUCAGACAUGUGCUGUUCUCAGCCCUCAGUGUGCUGAUAAUCUCAAGCAGGUGGCCAGAUCUUUAUUUCUUCUGGGAAAACAUAAAGCCGCCACUGAAGUGUAUAAUGAAGCAGCUAAGCUUAACCAGAAAGAUUGGGAGAUCUGCCAUAACCUGGGCGUGUGCUACACUUACCUAAAGCAGUUCAACAAGGCAGAAGACCAACUACACAGUGCCCUCCAGCUUAACAAGCAUGACCUGACUUAUAUAAUGUUGGGGAAGAUCCACUUACUGCAGGGAGACUUGGAUAAAGCCAUUGAGACCUACAAGAAAGCAGUAGAAUUCUCGCCAGAAAAUACAGACCUUCUUACAACUUUAGGAUUACUCUACUUACAGCUUGGUGUUUACCAGAAGGCAUUUGAACAUCUUGGGAAUGCACUGACUUACGACCCUGCCAACUACAAGGCCAUCUUGGCAGCAGGCAGCAUGAUGCAGACCCAUGGGGACUUUGAUGUUGCCCUCACUAAAUACAGAGUUGUAGCUUGUGCUAUUCCAGAAAGUCCUCCACUUUGGAAUAAUAUUGGAAUGUGCUUCUUUGGCAAGAAGAAAUACGUGGCAGCCAUCAGCUGCCUAAAACGAGCCAAUUAUUUGGCACCCUUCGAUUGGAAGAUUCUGUACAAUCUGGGCCUUGUCCAUUUGACUAUGCAGCAGUAUGCAUCAGCAUUCCAUUUUCUCAGUGCAGCCAUCAACUUCCAGCCAAAGAUGGGGGAACUCUACAUGCUCUUGGCUGUGGCUUUGACCAACCUGGAAGAUAUAGAAAAUGCCAAAAGAGCUUAUGCAGAAGCUGUUCGUCUGGAUAAGUGUAACCCUUUGGUAAACCUGAACUACGCUGUGCUGCUGUAUAACCAGGGCGAGAAGAAGGGUGCCCUGGCCCAAUACCAGGAGAUGGAGAAGAAGGUCAACUUUUUCAAGGGCAGCAGUCCUUUGGAAUUUGACUCCGAGAUGGUAGAGAUGGCUCAGAAGUUGGGAGCUGCCCUCCAGGUUGGAGAAGCCCUGGUCUGGACCAAACCAGUGAAAGAUCCCAAGGCAAAGCACCGAACCAAUUCAGCGAGCAAAUCUGCUGCUCUCCCUAAGCCUCUGGGCUCCAAUCAAGCUCUAGGACAGGCGAUGUCUUCGGCAGCUGCAUACAGGAAGCUCUCUUCAGGUGCUGCAGGAUCCCAGCUCACAAAGCCACCAUCACUUCCACUGGAGCCAGAGCCCACUAUGGAAGCAAGUCCAACAGAAGCAUCAGAAGAAAAGAAAGAAAAAUAGCAACAAUACAGAAAAAAAAAAAAGCAAAGCCAAAAAUCCCAGGAUGACCCUGGAGUGGGGAGGUCUCUUAGGUGAGACCAUAUAGAAGGUGGUCAUAUGACAGGCAGAUGGAGGCCAGCACUCUUCGUCCUUGGGUUGGCACUGCAAAGUUAAAACAGAACCCAGGGUGUGUUGGAUCAGGAGGAGUCUAAGGCCCAUGCAGCCCUUGUCUGGCCCCAUCAUCCAGGAAUGAGAGAGAAGAUACGCUAGAUAGAUUCAAGGUCCUGCAUCUGUAGCGCCAAGAGUCAGCAAGGCAAAUGAUCACAGACCAUCACUCGAUGAAGGGCUUUUAUGUUGAUAAUGGGAAAAGGUCCUCUGCUUAGUAGCCGGUGGUGAUGAAGCCCCAUUCUGACUAGACUGUGGGAACACAUCAGUCCCCACUGUAAACACAAACCUUGGAUUAAGAACCUAGUUAAAUAGCC
This is a messenger RNA of Acomys russatus (golden spiny mouse), 1955 nucleotides long. It is a transcript of the gene Bbs4, whose product is annotated as Bardet-Biedl syndrome 4. The transcript has 14 exons. Gene Ontology annotation, molecular function: protein binding. Gene Ontology annotation, cellular component: ciliary basal body. Gene Ontology annotation, biological process: cilium assembly; protein localization to cilium. Bases 1 to 1494 code for a protein of 497 amino acids. The record is from RefSeq and is a predicted model, not a curated record. NCBI's taxonomy places the organism in Eukaryota, Metazoa, Chordata, Mammalia, Rodentia, Muridae.